Penicillium samsonianum is the source of this 1659-nucleotide messenger RNA. RefSeq names its product Carboxylesterase type B. NCBI's taxonomy places the organism in Eukaryota, Fungi, Ascomycota, Eurotiomycetes, Eurotiales, Aspergillaceae. The coding region runs from base 1 to 1659 and encodes 552 amino acids. The transcript has 4 exons. The record is from RefSeq and is a predicted model, not a curated record.
AUGAUUGGAUUUGCAACCGGUUUUCUACUAUGGACAGCAGUCCAUGCUGUCCCCACAAAAUCUUCUCCCACAGUGGCAGUGCGCAAUGGAACCUAUACUGGAGUGCGAAGCUCAACCUACAACCAGGAUUUCUUCCUGGGUAUGCCGUAUGCCCAGCAGCCAGUGGGUAAUUUGCGCUUUACUGUGCCGCAGUCAUUAAAUGCGAGCUGGGAUGAUACACGCGAUGCGACACAGUACUCGGAUAUUUGUGUUGGAUAUGGUACGGACUCGAUUUGGUACCCUCAGUCAGAAGCAUGUCUUACCCUGAACGUCAUCCGGGGUUCAUCUGCCAACAAAGACUCGAAACUUCCUGUUGGGGUGUGGAUUCAUGGCGGUGGAUUUUAUCAAGGCUCUGGGGCUGAUGAGCGUUACAACAUGUCUGCGAUUGUGGAAAACUCAUAUCAAAUUGACAAACCGUUCAUCGCCGUCACACUGAACUAUAGACUCUCAGCAUGGGGCUUUAUCAGCUCUAGUCAAGUCUCUGGCAGCGGAAACACGAAUCUUGGGUUGAGAGAUCAGAGGCUGGCGCUUCAAUGGGUCCAGGAAAACAUCGGCGCCUUUGGCGGUGAUCCCAAGAAAGUCACCAUCUGGGGCGAGUCCGCAGGUGCCAUGUCAGUGGGAUAUCAUCUUACAGCAUACAACGGACGGGAUGACAAGCUGUUUCGGGCUGGCAUCAUGCAGUCUGGGGGGUCGAUACCCGCCAGUCCGGGAAAUUAUACGACGUUCCAAUCAAAGUACAACACAUUGGCCUCCAAGGUAGGCUGCUCGGACGUCGUGGAUUCAUUGCAGUGCCUUCGCGAAGUACCAUUUGAGACACUUAACACUGCUCUAAACGGCACGAAGGGUAACUCUGAUUACAACUUUUCGCCAGUCGUGGACGGGGAUUUGAUUCAGAACUGGGGUAGUAUUCAACUGGACAAGCAUGCAUUCGUGAAAGUUCCUAUCAUGGCUGGCACCAACACGGACGAAGGAACAGCAUUCGGACCCAGAGGAAUCAACACCACAGAGCAAUGGUAUCAAUACUUAACAAACGGCGGAUUGAACUUCCAAACACCCCCCUCUGUAGCCAAGCGCAUCCUCGAACUCUACCCCGACGACCCAUCGCAAGGAAUUCCAGCAUAUCUCGGAGACCAGCGCGUGCCUUCAAACGGCCACCAAUGGCGCCGCACCUCAGCGUUCGCAGGUGACUGGUUCAUGCAUGCCAAUCGCCGGCGACAAUGCGAAGCAUGGGCCGAGACAUCAACCCCAGCAUACUGCUACCGGUUCAACGUUCACUCAGCAGAUGUGCCACUCCUUUCGGGUGUGACCCAUUUCGAGGAGGUAUCAUUUGUGUUCCACAACAUUGCCGGACUGGGAUAUCACUACGGCAAACCGUUUGCCGGGGUGCCGCAGUCAUACAUUGACCUCAGUUCUAUUAUGACGAGCAUGUGGGCAUCUUUUAUCCACGACCUCGAUCCAAACCCGGGUGUGAAGACUCCUGUGUACUGGGAUUCUUAUUCUAUGGACAAGCCCGUUGAUCUCUGUCUCGAUGCUAAUACUACCAGUCAUAUGGAGCCUGAUACAUGGCGCAAAGACGGGAUCGACUAUAUCAACUCGGUUGCGCGGGCUUUUUGGCGGUAG